Eruca vesicaria subsp. sativa (arugula) is the source of this 186-nucleotide messenger RNA. The record is from the annotation of a GenBank genome assembly. Lineage: Eukaryota; Viridiplantae; Streptophyta; Magnoliopsida; Brassicales; Brassicaceae.
AUGGUGAUUUAUACCAUCCUCGCCGAUUUGAAAGUCAGAUGCUGCUCCAAUACCACCGAGAUUCACUUUCUGAGGUUUUGGGAGGCUAGGAAUGUGAGGAAAGCCGGUGAGCUCAUGAGUCUAGACAUGCUCCUCAUCGACGAGAAUGUAAACAUCUCCUUUCCGAUUAAUACUGUUGACGAUUGA